This is a messenger RNA of Cicer arietinum (chickpea), 1579 nucleotides long. RefSeq names its product plastoglobule-localized metallopeptidase 48, chloroplastic. Gene Ontology annotation, molecular function: metalloendopeptidase activity. The record is from RefSeq and is a predicted model, not a curated record. Gene Ontology annotation, biological process: proteolysis. Lineage: Eukaryota; Viridiplantae; Streptophyta; Magnoliopsida; Fabales; Fabaceae.
GUUGCCACUUCCUUUACGUUAACCACAAUCCCAAUCCCAACAAACUUUCAAUUCAAACCCCAAAAUAUCAUCAUGCUCUACACUUCGCAUCCCAAUUUUCACCCACUCUCUUUCAUUUCUCAAAAAACUAAAACACCUUUCCCAACCUAACCACCACCGUUAGUUUCUUCUUCCACUCGAUGGCUUCCGUGCCUUUUGCUUCUCAGCAACUCAGUUUCGUUGCUUCUGCUUCUGCUUCGGACAUAUUCAGGUUCGGUGGCGGUUCAGGGCUCCGGUUCGUGACGGUUCAGAAGAAUAAAAAAUUCGGUUUGCCUGUUUGUAGAGCUGGUUCUGCUUUAGCCUUUCGUGACCUCGAUGCUGAUGAUUUUCGUCAUCCUCUUGAUAAACAGAAUACGUUGAUGCUGAGAGCGAUCCCCGGAUUAAAUGAAGUGGGAAAAACUCUUCUAGGAACUGUAACUGAGCAGGUCAUGCUCCUUGAGAACAUAGGGACAUCUGUCCUUGUCUCCAAAAAUCAGCUUUCUGAUCUUCAUCACUUAAUGGCGGAAGCUGCAGAAAUAUUAAAUGUUCCUGCCCCUGAUCUAUAUGUUCGUCAAAGUCCUGUGCCAAAUGCAUAUACAUUAGCUAUAAGUGGUAAACGACCAUUUGUUGUUAUUCAUACUAGCCUAGUGGAGCUACUGACAAGAGAAGAGUUGCAGGCUGUUUUGGCUCAUGAGUUGGGUCACCUAAAAUGUGAUCAUGGUGUGUGGCUUACAUAUGCAAAUAUUCUAACCCUUGGAGCCUAUACGGUGCCUGGCAUUGGAGGUAUGAUAGCUAGGACUCUGGAAGAGCAGAUAUUGCGCUGGCUUCGAGCAGCUGAGUUAACUUGUGAUCGUGCAGCUCUUCUUGUUGCUCAAGACCCUAGAGUUGUCGUCUCUGUCCUCAUGAAAUUAGCUGGUGGAUGCCCAUCUUUGGCCGAUCAACUAAACGUUGACGCAUUCCUGGAACAAGCUCGCUCUUACGAAAAAGCUGCCUCCAGCCCUGUCGGAUGGUACAUAAGGAACGCUCAAACAAGCCAACUGUCACAUCCUCUGCCUGUUCUACGUGCUAGUGAAAUCGAUGAAUGGUCAAGAAGUUCAGCUUAUAGAUCUCUUUUGAAACGUGGAAUACCUAUUAAAUCACAACUACAAAAAAUCUAGCAGUGCUUACUGCGCACAUUGUUCAAAAUGCACAACAGCUCAAGGUUCUUCAUGUGCAAGGUAACAAUGGUGAAAGGUUCCAGAAAGCAAUAAAUUUUAUUUAUUAUGGAUCUACAGCUGCUGCUAAACUAUUACCUCAUACUGAUGCUGCGGAUCAGUAAUUCUAAACAUGUAUAUUCAUUUUGAUUAUUGUUAUAAUAGUCAACCUGUAAGUAGAAUUUUGAUUAGAGGGAUUAUUUUUUUUUAGAAAAUACUGGCCCUUUGAAAGCAAAGAAUUACUUGUAUAUUCUAGAUAUUAACUGAGAUGCUAGAAACUCAUUUAUGUAAGUACCAUUAUUGAAAGAUUUAUAUGCUGUACUGCAUAAACUUUGUAUAAAUAAUAGCAAGCACAUGCGUCAAAAGUU